CCCCUUCCGCUUCCCCUCGGCCCCCGGAGCCGCCGCCGGAGCCAUGAUCGGGGACCUGCUGCUCUGCGGGACGCUGCUGGUGAACGCCGGUGCCGUGCUCAACUUCAGGCUGAGGAGGAGGGACACGGAGGGAUUCGGAGAGGAACCGAGGGAACCCACGACCGGUGACAAUAUCAGAGAGUUCUUGCUGAGUCUCAGGUAUUUUCGAAUCUUCAUUGCCUUGUGGAAUAUCUUCAUGAUGUUCUGCAUGAUUGUGUUAUUUGGAUCUUGAAAGCCACCCAUGAACACAUUGGAAGAGAGUUUUGGCUGGGAACAAACUUUUCUAGAAUUAAAGGAUUCUGAUGCUCUCCAACUGCAGCCCCAGGCUCGUGGGGAGCUGGGACAUGCUCAUCCCCUCCAGGUCCCUUCUGCUGGGGCUUUGAGUCACAACCUUCACACAAAUUAUCUCAGCUUCACUGAAAGAGAAACUUUGUUUUCUAAGCCCAGAGUGGGGAGCAAGGGAGAAUUGGAGCUGCAGUCCCCACUUUAAACCUCUGCAUUGCCAGUCCCAGCUCGGGCUGUGCCAACUCAUGUCACCCCUGUCCAGCUCCCCUGCAAGUCACACUCCUUAGUUCUCAGUUUUGUGUAAAAGUUGGGCAGAGUGGUCUUGUAACUUCUCACUAUUCCAUUAAUUUUGUUGAAGGAGUAGAAAAGGAAUAUUCAAGAAAAGAAAAAAAAAAAGUCAUUCUCACCUUCUCCCUGUUUUUCCAGAAAAAAAAGCACUUUUAAAAUUGAUAUUUCAAAGAGGUUUUUUUUUUUUUUCCCCUAAGCAAUAUGUAAGGGAUUUUGAAUGGGGGAAAAUGGCAAAAAUAAUUCUCUAAGCCUAUGUUAAGGGAUCAUUUUGGAAUAAUCUUGGAUUUGGUUGAAUAAAGUUGUUCUGUUUAAUGGUAAAA
This is a messenger RNA of Corvus hawaiiensis (hawaiian crow), 932 nucleotides long. RefSeq names its product small integral membrane protein 7 (gene SMIM7). The record is from RefSeq and is a predicted model, not a curated record. The coding region runs from base 44 to 271 and encodes 75 amino acids. Lineage: Eukaryota; Metazoa; Chordata; Aves; Passeriformes; Corvidae. The transcript is spliced from 5 exons.